This is a messenger RNA of Symbiodinium necroappetens, 3514 nucleotides long. The record is from the annotation of a GenBank genome assembly. NCBI's taxonomy places the organism in Eukaryota, Dinophyceae, Suessiales, Symbiodiniaceae.
GCCCGCGAUGCCCUGCGCCGAUCUGCACCUGUUCGAUCAUGAUGUAUGGCACGCUCAACGUUUGCAAGGCGCUGGCCACUAAGGUGGAUGAGGUUGCAUCCAUUUUUCGCGAGCAGAGCCUGCUUGUGCUUGCGCUCCAAGAGAUUGAUCUGAACAGUGCGUCGGUUGUUUCAGUGACUGCCGCUUUUAAGAGGCAUGGCUUGUGCUUCUUUGCUGGGCCCAGCAACGGGCAGUGCCACUGUGUUGGCUUGGUCGCUUCGCUGGCUUGCAAGCCAUUGGUGCUGCGUGGCAUCUCUGAGCCCUCUCGGGUGGUUGCUGUGCUUACGGAGCUUCGGUGCGAAGCCUCGGUUCGGAAAGUUGUCUUCGCAUCUCUUUAUGGGCAGGUUGGCGAUGCUCCUGCGGCUUGUGCUUUGGCGCGUGAAGUCGUCUUGCAGUUGUCAGCAGCUGGUCACUGCUGGGUUGCUCUAGGGGAUUUCAACAUCACUUUGGAGGAUCCGUGGGCUGGCACGCUGGCUUGCCUUCCUUCUGCCAAGGCUCUUGACGAUGACUUUGCUGGUUGCGGACCGCUUCCUCUGACUUCUCCGGGACGUGUUCGCCGCAUCGACUAUGGCAUUGCUUCUCGCUUGAUUGCUGCCACUGAGGUCGUCUCUUUCAGUGGCUGCGUGGACCACUUGGGCACGGCUUAUGGCCUUAAUCUUUCUGAGCCUCUUGGUUGUGUUGGGCCUGCUCGGGCACCGCUGCGAUCUGCCGAUGUCUUUGAGCACCGGUGGCUUCAGGUGUGGCGUCCGUUUGCUGCUGGCUUUUCCAAGGCAUUGUCUGAGGACUGCUCUCGGGCCUGGGAGAUCCUCUCCACCGCUGCAGAAGAGGCCCUCGUCGUCUCUGAUGGUGGGGACGUCUCUCAUGUGGUCCCUCGUCAUGCCCUCUGGGACCCACGCCGGCCUCGUCACCGACAUCGAGCCUCGUGUGGUCCUGAGUCGUUGCUUUUGGUGCGCCUUCGACGCCUUCAUCGUCGGCUCACUCACUUCGCCAGGGUGCCUCACGAUGCGCCUUUGCGCCGGAAGGUUUGUCUCGACCUCGCCCACCUGGCUGGGACCUUCCCGGCGCUAGAGGCCUUUUGUGGUGAUAAUCCCCUUGGGGCUUUGGAGUUGGUUGCUAGGCUUAAGCAACUUGUCGCUGACGACGAGAAGCAGGCUGCUCUGAAACGUUGGUCCAGGUCCCUUGUGGACGACUUUGGGGCCCAGUGUGCUUGGGUUCGCCGCCGUUGUGCUCUCGAAGAGGAGGUGGAGCAGCGGGCCGUUGCUUUAAAUUUGAUCUGGCACGCCCUUCGUGCUUUGCCUGCUGUGGCCGUGCAACAGGGCUCGUUCCUGUUCGAGGGGGCCGUUCUUAGGGGUUUGGCUAAGCGCAUGAAGGGCAAGGCCUGCGGGGCGGACAACUGGCAUGCCGAAGACUUUCUUCACUUGCCGCUACACUUUUGGGACCAGCUUGCAGCGCUGCGGCAGGCAGUCCUAGAGCGUGGAGAUGUUCCACGGUCCUGGCAAAGAGUUCGCAUCGCCCUCAUCCCCAAACGGGCUGGUGGAUGCAGGCCUUUGGAACAGCUUUCCAGUUGGUCUGGGCAGUGGCUUGAUCACUCUUUGUGUGGAGGAGUGCCAGGACGCAGCAGCAAAGAUUUGAUCUUCCAGCUCCUCGCGGGCAUGCGCCAGCAUCCGGACUCUGUUGUUGUUGCUCAGGACUUGGAAAAAUUUUUCGAUGCCAUCGACCUGCGGGAUCUCCUGCUUGUGCUCGAAAAGCUCUCAGCUCCUCGGCAGCUGUGCUCGUUGGUCGCUGCCAUGUACACCGGUCAACAACGCCUCUUCUUCAGCCGCUCGGGAUUCCUGUCCGAGAGCUGGGUUACGACGAUUGAUCUUAUGAAGGCAUAUGAUUCCGUUAAUCGAAAUGGGCUUUGGGGCAUUUUGCGUGCUAAAGGAGUACCGGAUACCAUGCUCGAUCUUAUAAAAGACUUGUAUACGGGCAAAACUGCGCGGGUCAGUGCGGAGGUUGAGCUCACGGAGGAAUUCGAGCUACGUACUGGCUUGGGACAAGGCUGUUGUCUGGCUCCUUUGUUGUUCAAUGUUUACUUGGCUGCAGUCAUGGAAGAAUGGUACCAUAUUGCGGACACGCAUCUUACGUUGCCCUACCGUAUUGAUGGGAUUUUGCGUAGACAUAUGGAUGAAGUCUCCUUAAACAAGUAUGCGACGUGGGAUCAUAUGAAACUCAGUGAUCUCGGGUGUGCUGAUGAUGCUGCAUUCCUCACGGAUACAUAUGAAAAAUUGGUCACGACAAUUGAAGAACUGCAAUCCUUGUACAAGCAAUGGGGUUUGACCAUGUCGGUGGAAAAAACAGAAGCUUUGGUAUCACAAGGGGAAUUACCGCCACCGAUUCAGGUCGAGGAGAUUGAUGGUUUUGACAAGGUCAAUUUUAAGAAGAACCUUGAGUAUUUGGGAGCAGACGAACAAAUGCAUGUGAACAACGGUCACUUGCGAGCGUGGCUCGGCGUGCCUACGGUAUGUGACAUGAUAGUGCAGGCUCGCACCCGAUGGUUAGGUAAUGUUGGAGUGCCCACACAUGUUGGUAGGCGUACCGGGAAAUGGUUGGCCUUUGAUUUCGUCAAUGAUUUGGAAAUGGCAGGCAUUCCAAUUAGCGGUUGGAUGCAGAUUGCACGAAAACACAACGGGUCUGAGUGGAGGGACAAAGUUUUCCAAAUUGCAAGAUGGUAUACGCCCAAAAAUCCAAAGUCAGGGCAGGAGCCACCGGACCGCAAAAAGGAAAAGGCGCGGGGUGCGCCACACCGCAAUGUCAAGCGCGCAUUCGUAGAACAUGCCAAGAAUCAGCAGGAAUGGUUUGACAAAGAAACUUUCCAUGUUGGAGUUUUGAAGGAGGAGGAUGUGGUCGUUGACAUGACUGAGGUCGUCGUCGUUUACGCUGUAAGCAGCCGGUCCCGUCUGAUCCUGGGAAUGCCGAAUUGGCAAGAUUUCCCGGGCCAUGCUUCCUAUGCGAGGCAUGGCAGUAUCGCAUUUGGUUGCAUAAAGCUGGGCAUAGCAGUGAUGUGCAGGGUCGCACUCUUCGUGUCAGAAAUGGGAAGGGACCGCGAGGACCGGGGCAGGGACCGUGACCGUAGAGGCAAAACGUCAGAGCCACAGAGGGACCACCUUGAAGACGAAGUGCGACGACCAGGCGAAGAGCUACGUGAGCUCAAGGCGAAGCUUGAACGCUCGAGUAACCUGACAGUGUUUACCGCGCGGGAUGCUGGAGAGGCUAAGGCGGCGCUGCAGGUCACAGUCUUCCUCACCGGGCUUUUUCGCGAGCACAUGCAGGGCAUUUUGAGGACGUACCAAGAUGCUCGUGAUCAGGCAUGCGAUGGUGGUGGGGUCGCUUCCGCAAGCACAGGGCGCGUCGAACCGCUGAAAGUCUUGAUGUACAACGGGCUCAUCCAGCAUAUGGUGGCUUACGCCGAGAAGGUGUGCCCGGAGGCGCUUAC